This is a messenger RNA of Oryzias latipes (Japanese medaka), 1058 nucleotides long. RefSeq lists its product as uncharacterized. Gene Ontology annotation, biological process: response to bacterium. Lineage: Eukaryota; Metazoa; Chordata; Actinopteri; Beloniformes; Adrianichthyidae. The record is from RefSeq and is a predicted model, not a curated record.
CCCUAAUGAAACGCCCUCUUGACUAUAAAGUGUCCUGAUGGUGACAGUUCAGCACAGAAUGUGGAGCCUCGCCAUAAUAACAGUUUUCCUGCUCUGCAGCCGCAGCUGCUUCUGUGAGUCUAAGACUGUGGAGGUCCAGUCUGGAGAAAACGUCACUCUGCUCUGCUCUGAUUUCACCAAAAACAGACAACAGACUGACUGGUUCAGAAUGGUCAACAGCUCCAAAGUCAGCUGUAUCUCCUCCAUGUUUGGUGUUGAUGGUGAUCCUUCCUUCUGUGAUGGAUUUGAUGGUGGAAAAUUUAAUAUGAGUUCCAACAGCAGCUCUGUGUCUCUGAAAAUCAGUGGAGUGGAUGAGUCUGAUUCUGGGCUGUACUUCUGUGGAUUCUACAGAAACAGACAUACAGUCAUUGGAGAUGUAACACAACUGAUCAUUAAAGGGGAAGAUAAUGAUUCCAAUGCUGAAGAGCAGGGGAGCUCUCACAAGAGGCAUGUGAGGAUGGACCUGCUGAGUGUCCUCCUGGCUGCUCUGACUGUCCUCCUCUCUGCAGUGGUUGUUGUUCUGGCCGUAAAGAUCAGGAAACUUCUGACAGCUGCACGAAAAGAACAAGAAAAUACAAAGAAUCUGGACUCGAAUGAUCUGAACUACGCCGCUCUCAGUUUCAAUCAGAAACCAAAGAAAGGCGGCAGGUCUCCAUCAGACAGAGAGCUGCAGCCACAUGUUCUGUAUGCUCCCACCAGGUAGAGUCAGGAAGCUGCUGGAACUUCAUGAACACGAGUUCUUCUUGUCUUUUUUAUAUCUGAUCAGGUUUCAUGUCUUUAACCUCAAAGUCUGCGUCUGCCUCAGAGUUCAGAGGCUGUAAUGGGGCUUUGUUGUUCUGUUCCUGUGUCAUGUAUGUCAUUUGACUGUGUCAUCACACACGUGCAGCCAGAGCCUCCUAAACAGGCAGAAAGUGUGUUUUAUUACUUAAGAUUUUGUUUUCUGACUCUGCAACUCUGAAGCUCCUCAUAACCCCAAAUGACCUGCAGACAUCAGUGCUGUUGUUUUGCUGCAGAAAUGU